Messenger RNA from Oxyura jamaicensis (ruddy duck), 2873 nucleotides. It is a transcript of the gene MBLAC2, whose product is annotated as metallo-beta-lactamase domain containing 2. The transcript has 2 exons. The coding region runs from base 35 to 859 and encodes 274 amino acids. NCBI's taxonomy places the organism in Eukaryota, Metazoa, Chordata, Aves, Anseriformes, Anatidae. The record is from RefSeq and is a predicted model, not a curated record.
UCCGCCCGGCUCCCGCCGCCCGCCGCCCGGCGCCAUGUCGGCGCUGGAGUGGUUCGCGCACAAGCCCCUGGGCGGCGGCAUCUUCUGGAUCCAGGAGCGCUUCUACGAGUCGGGCAACCGGGCCAACAUCUGGCUGGUGCGGGGCUCGCAGCGCGACGUGGUGAUCGACGCCGGGCUGGGGCUGCGCAGCCUGCCCGACUACCUGCGCGCCGCCGGGCUGCUGGAGGGCGACGGCCCGCGGCCGCUGCUGGCCGUGGCCACCCACGUCCACUUCGACCACUCGGGCGGGCUGCGGCACUUCGAGGAGGUGGCGGUGCACAGCGCCGAGGCGGCCGCCCUGCUCCGCGGCGACAACUACGAGGCCGUCACCUGGCUGUCGGACCGCGAGGUGGCGCGGCCGCCGCGGCCCGGCUGGCGGGCCAGGCAGUUCCGCGUCCCCCCCGUGCGGCCCAGCCGGCUGCUGCAGGACGGGGAUGUGAUCAGCCUUGGAGACCGACAGCUCACCGUCAUGCACAUGCCUGGCCAUUCCAGGGGAAGUAUUUGCUUACAUGACCGAGAACACAAGAUUUUGUUCAGCGGAGACGUCGUGUACGAUGGAUCCAUGAUUGACUGGCUUCCCUACAGCAGAGUAAGUGACUACGUUGCAAGCUGCCAGCGCCUGAUGGAGCUGGUGGACAGAGGUCUGGUGGAGAAGGUACUGCCUGGGCACUUCAACAUAUUCGGAGCAGAAAGGUUGUAUCGCCUAGCUUCCAACUACAUCUCCCAAGCUGGAUUUUGUCACAAAGUGUCUACUUGUGCCAUGAGAUCCAUUGCAAGCAUAGCACUUCGUGUCACAAAUUCCAGAGGCACUUCUUCCUGAAUGUGCAUUUUGUGUGGUCUGUCCCCUUGUGGAAAAACCAAAUGACGUGUGAAAAUGUUGGUGCAAGCAGAAUGCAGUAUGCACUAGGAAAGAGCUGGCAAAAUGAUGUGGAUGAGCUGUAAAAAUUCUCAUUUUUGCCGACUCUGUUCCUGUUUUUACGGAAAAAUGCAUAAGCUAGUAGCUUAGCCAAAGCUGCCAUUUUUCUUUCUAUUUUUUCAGGGCAUGUUUGCACACAUAUUGUGAUUGAAAUAUAUCGUUUUAUUUUUGAUAUGAUUCUAACAGAUACAUAUAUGCCAAAAUGAGAGGUUUUACAUCCAUGCCUAAAACUUCUUUGAUGUAGCACUAGGAUUGUGGCUGCUCACUCAUAUCCUGCUCAGGUUUUGGCCUAGCACAGCUCAUGCUGACGCCUCAUUUAUGCUGGGAGUAGCACCUUAAUGAGAGCAAAUACCAAGGCAGGAUUCAGUGGGCAGAGAGAGAUAAGGACUUUGGUGUAGCCAUUUUCACCUACAGCUCGCUGUCCCCUGCAGCAGUCAUCUCCAGCAUCUUUGCAAAGCAGCUGCUUGGCAGUUUGUGCAGAAUCCACUGAUGUAUGGAAACGGUAUAGACCAAACUUCCAAGCUGGGUGAUGUAGAUAACACCAGCUUAACAAAGAAAAGCUUUUGGUGUGGAUCCCACAGCAGACAGACUACUACGGCUUUCAUGCUUACCAGUAGGGUGCAGGGGAUGCAUGCACCCUGAUGGAGGAGGAAGAAUAAGCACUGUCACUGCCAGGUAGGGAACUGUUUUGCUUACAGGUGUGCUAGUUAAUGAAUUAAUGAAUGCACGUGUUAUGCUACUCUGUACAACGUGGAUUGGGCCUUUGCUUGGUGUGCUGUUUUUCUUCUUUUCUGAUGAGCUCAUAAAAUAAAGUUUAAUUUACAGACUAGGGUGUUCUCUAAAUUUGAGAAGUCCAAAUGGGCUGUUGCAAACGUGAAGGUUUUAUUUGUGUUUAAGAGUAUUCUGGUGUGACUGGAUAGUGACUUGGCUGUUAGCGCUCUGUGGGAGGGGCAGGGUGGAGGCAGUAACAUCACUUUGCCCCACUGGAGGUGCUGGAUGAAACAGCUGGUACGCUUGCUUCCACACAGGGAAUGUUAUCUUAGAGCUGUUUACCGUUUGCUUAUGAAGUGUUUUGGUGCGUAUGGAAAAGCAAAGCACUUGAGUCUGUUCUAAAAAUAAGCUGAAUACAUUGAGGAAUGCUAAGUGAUAUUGUGACUUGCUUUUGAGCGUGGAAUGUGUGAUACUUAAAAGUUGUUGAAAUGGUCAAUGUUCAUGUACUUACUAUAACAGUCUGUGUACUUACCUUCUUUAAAAGGACACUGUCUGAUGUUGUUUUUAUAUAUAAGCAUAUACUUUCCUAAUAAGAUUGCAAAUGUUUUUCCCAAGUUUUAGUGGAGUUUUACCUUAUUUGUUUGGCUUUCGCUUUAUGUGGAAGCUUUGUUUUCCCCUCUCAUCAUACCCCGCAGAAAGGGAGCCCAAAGUUUGGGCUCGAAGGCAUGGGAGAGUGGAACUUAGUGGCCUUGUUAAAAGGUGUAAAUUCCAGUGAUAAAAACGGCCUUUUUGGGAAACCGGUUGCAAAAUAAAAGCGCGUUUGUCUAACAAUUAGGAAGGAGAGUAUCUUAUGUAUCCCUCCUCUACUCAUUUCACAGCUCACUGCACUCCUGUCUUUACUAUUUGAGUACAUAUUCUUCAGUGAGAGUAGUACUGAUUGGCUGUGAUGUGCCUUGUUCUUGUUAGCAGUGCCUAUCCCCUCUUGCAAGCUGCAGCAAAAUUGUAUGUAGGCAGAACAAGUGUAACAGGGUGGCACCUGGAAGACUCCCUACCACUUGGAUCAUAGUCUCUCUUCUGGAGGCAUUCAGGCAUGCUGACUUACUACAUGAGGAGUGUUUAAUCAGUGGAUAGGCUUGUGUCUGUAUAUGAAGCCAAGAGCAGCAGUUUGUUUGGCCAGAUGAAGGAAUACGAAAGGUUAGUCUGGGAA